Anthostomella pinea is the source of this 2475-nucleotide messenger RNA. The record is from the annotation of a GenBank genome assembly. Lineage: Eukaryota; Fungi; Ascomycota; Sordariomycetes; Xylariales; Xylariaceae.
AUGGACGAUCCUUGGGGCUCGCCUUGGGCAUCAUCCGAUGCAACAACCACAUCAAAACAUGACACUCUACCGCCGUCGCCUCCGAAGUCCCUCCUAAGUCCGCCGCCGCGGGCCUUCUUUGGCAACAUAGCGAACCUGCCGAGCCAUUCACCAUGGGCUGACGACGAUGCAUUUGGGGACUGGGCUGGUGCGGAACGAACGGAGAAUACCAGCAGCCAGGGCGACUGGGGAGCACGGGCAGAUGCCGGAGCGCAGAUGCCACAGUUAAGCCCGAAGCCGGAUAGUUCGGGAAAGGCGAGUCCCUUGGCAUGGCCCAGCAGUGCCGCGACAUCUCCUGGGCUGAGGCCUCUCCCGCGAUCGAGAGCUUCCUCCGUAUUUCGACACCAUUCCUUGGACCCGUGGGCGACAGAGCCAUCAUUAACCGAAGGACCAAACCUCCCACCACCGACCUCCCCGAAUGCGCAAGUGAACGCGACGGCGAACACCACGACUGGACCGGACGAGGAAGACGCUAUCUCAAUAUCGAUCAGGGGCCCAGGCGAGGGGACGACGACAGUGAUAGAUGGACCUGCAUUCUUGGACCAACAGGCCGAAACAUCAAAGGUCGACGGAAAGGAUGAACAAGGUGCCUCGGAAUAUUACAAAGAUGAUGGAGUACUGAGACCCGAGCUGGACUCCCACGAUCCCCAGUCAAGACCCUCUUCCGCAUUCUCUGACGAUAGCCGCAACGUCCCAGAUAGACCAGACUCGCCAAUCACCUCCAUCGACGAGGACCCAAAGUCCCGACGGCAGCCUAUCUCGCGAAAGACUUCUGGGAAGGUACAAGAGCUAGUCGGCAUGUUUGACGGUCUGGCAAAGGCCAUCCCGGAGGAAACACCUCCACCCGAGCGACACGAAUCGUUACAAGUCAAGCGCCGUGAGCGGUUGCCAGGCCGUACCGAAUCUAGAGAAGACGCCGAAUCAGGUUUUGGGGAUUUCGAAGAUGCAAGCUUUGACAACAGAAAGGUUGCGCCUGAUUCUGCAGUCAGUUUGGGUCGGUCGUCGACACCCAAAGCCCGAUGUGAGGAUGGUGUUAGCCCAGACAGGGAGUCAGAGUCCAACGAACCUCAAGCGCCAAUCUCCAGGUCUGUUUUGGUUCGUGUGCAAGAGCUUAUCGAGAAGUUUGGCCCCGUGUCGUACGAUGUCGAUUUGCAGGACAUUGACAAGUUAUACCCGGACCUUGACGAGGUGGUGAGGAGCGAUGCGAGCGAUGCCGGUGAAGCCAGCCAAGUUCCAGACCAGUUGAUUAGAGACAGCUUUACCACCAUAUCGGAACGAAAGACGUGGUAUCGCAUUUCUCGUUACGGCCCGAUGCGCAAGCAUGAUUCAGGUGACGAGGAUAACUACCAGAGGGUCAUUUGGUCCAGCUCUCAGCUGCAUACCGACACGAUCAAGAUCGUCAGACGCUGGAUGGAGGAGGACUCGUUCUCCUCGGGACGGCCCUCAUUGGGCGGCAGCAAGCGUACCAGUGCCUUUAACUGGGACUCCGACGCGACGGCUGCCCCUAUAGAUCUUGACAAAGUAUUUGCGCGCAGGCCGUCUGCCAUUGCGCAUGCGCGGACCGUAUCUAUUCCGCCGCCGAAACAGAAUCCAAUUCAGACUGCACCGUCUUUGGGCAGUCGGCCUGCAAGGGAUUCGACUGGAGGCUCCGUCGGCCAACCCGGAACUACGUUCGGGACAGUGACCCUGGUUGCAAACUUUGGUUGGAGCUCAGAUGUACUUGAUUCGCCUACCACAGCUCCUCCGGCUUCUAUUGGGACCCAAGCACAGAAUGCACCGAGGCGUCCGUCGCCUAUUGUGCCGCCACCAGCUGCAGUCACUCUACCAGUCCCUGGCGAAGUUCAUGCGGGAUCCGAAGAUGACGAAGAGGAUGACUGGGGUGAGAUGGUAUCCUCUCCGAAAGUUGAGAUACAUCCAGCUAUUCCCGCUGCGGCAAUUCGUCAAGAGUCAAGCUCGACACUCACAACUCAAGUCAAUUCUCCAGCGCCAACGCUAUCUGUUGCUAUUCCGCAGCCCAGCCAGCCCUCAGAAGAGGUGUCGAAGGAGCCUCCCUCACCUGAAAGGAAAUCCGCGCAUGGUAACCCGUGGCCUCUUGCGGACUUAUCCAUAUUCGAAAAAUCGGCCGGGACCCCGAAGUCGUCGAGGCAAGAACUGGGGCCAGUGGCGGACUUUUCAAUAUUUGAAUCCCCAACGUCAUUCUCGAAGUCGAGUUUGGUAAACUCAACAAAGCCUAACUCAGUUUUCGAGUCAAGAGAUGGUGGUGACGGAUCAGCAGUCGAGCAGAAGGAGACUGAUUCUCCAGACACACAGGUGCCAGCGAAACCUAUAGCAGCUAUCCUCGGACCGAUCGAGAAAUCAACCGUGUCGAGCGACCAAGAAAGCAUUGCACGGAAUAUUGUACAAAACCUACCAGACCUGUCGUACAUGUUGCGGUAG